AUGCACGCCGUCGCCGCUCCUUGUCUCGAACCUCGGCCUCUGGCAUUGCUGCCCGCCGCUCGUGCGUCGUGCGUGCCUUGCCCUGCCUCGCCUGCCUCGCCUGCCUCAGCGACUGCCCGUGGCGCCUGGUCCAGACCUAAGCGCCGCCGCCUCGUCUCGACUCCUCCUCCCUCAACCUCCAUCUCCAUCUCCUCGGCCCAACCCCAAAACACGCAAGCCUCCCAAGCCGCCGUCUCUCCACCUCGCUACCCUAAACCUCGCCUGCGCAGCUGGACGCCGUUCCUGCACUUGGUUCUCCGCCUCGCCUAA
Moesziomyces aphidis is the source of this 309-nucleotide messenger RNA. The record is from the annotation of a GenBank genome assembly. Lineage: Eukaryota; Fungi; Basidiomycota; Ustilaginomycetes; Ustilaginales; Ustilaginaceae.